UUGAGCGGUGACCAGCGGUGACUUUCCUAGUUGCACUGAUUAGAAAUGACAGCUGAUGACAGCUUCGCUCAUCUACGAAUAUAAUGCAUACCGAUUGUGCUUACAAAGAAAAUAAUUGUUGUACGGUUGUAAUACAACUUUAAUAAUCGAUUUAAAUAAUCAUAUAAGGAAAUAGUCACGAUGCGAAGCGUUAAAACGAGAUGGCAACGAUGAAUCUUCUAACAAACGAUCGUUAUAACAGAGUGACAUAAACAUUGAAGAAAUGGCAACAGCACAAGGUACACCUGAAUCGGAUACAGGAAGCUUCGAAUGCUUCCAGAAUUAUACGGCACCAGAGGUGUUUAUACAGGGCUUGGCUGGAAUAGUUGACCAACAGGAUGUUGAAUCCAUGAUAAGAGCUCAAAAACAAAUGUUGCAGAGAUUUGAGAAGACCAAUGAGAUGUUAACAAAUUGCAAUCAGUUAUCAAUGAAUAGACUAAAGACUGGUGGCAGCGAGUUCAAAAAACAUACAGCACUGUUGAUAGAGAUGAAAAAGGACUUAGAUUAUAUCUUUAAAAGGAUUCGUAUUGUGAAGAACAAAUUGAGCCAACAAUAUCCUCAAGCAUUCAAUGAGGCAGUCAGAAGCAGCUUGGCAGAAGAAGUAAUCGUCGAGGAUGUAGAUUGCCCUGUAAAACCACUAGAACCUGAAGUGGUACCAUUACCAAGCACGCCUCAAAAUAUUACAGACAGAGAUCCAGAUUCUGAUGCAACGUUUUUUCGUCGUUUUGUUCGACCAAAGCUCCCGGUGAUAUUAUAAUUACGAAUGAAUAGAGUGGCUGUAAGUCAAUUUCGAUUAUACUAGAACUUUACAGUGGUGAAAAGAUUGAUAAUUAUUAAAGUAUAAAAAAUAUUCAACUAUAAGCAAAGACUUUGAACGACGUUGAUCCUUUUUGAUAAGUAUGUUACGAUAAGAAGUCGAUCGAUAGAUUUCGUGUAAAAUAGCGAGCAGUUCUUCGUCGUUAAAUAAUUUCUAUUUUAGGUUCUUCCUGUUUGUUUGUGCGUACACAAUACGUGUCGUGUAGCGGCAAGCAUUAGUUAAGUUACCGCACAUCGUUCUUCGUUAGAAACAUAAGAUUAAUCUCUUUCUGCUCGUUGUUAAUACCAUACGAUGUACAUGUUACAGCCAUGGUACGCGAUCCGUUAAAUCGUAGCAAGAGUUAUCGUACAAACGAUAAACUGGUAAAUUAUUUCAAAUGAUCACGAUACCGUGGCUGUGACGUAAGAGUCACACUGUAAUGGAUUGAAGUUUUAGGAACACCUCAAAACAAAUAUAAAUCUCUGUCGUUCUAUA
Molecule: messenger RNA, 1330 nt
Organism: Hylaeus anthracinus
Lineage: Eukaryota; Metazoa; Arthropoda; Insecta; Hymenoptera; Colletidae
Product: kxDL motif-containing protein CG10681
Exons: 4
Coding region: 263-796 (177 amino acids)
Biological process (GO): lysosome localization
Cellular component (GO): BORC complex
Source: RefSeq, a predicted model, not a curated record